AUGGCCGACGAAGACCUAUCGCUCUCGACCACGACCCCUCCUCCAACCAGACCCUCGGCCCAUUUCUACCCGUUUGCGACGUCGCCGGACAUUAUCCGUUCGCACGAGAAGGAUGCCUUCCUUACUGCCAACUUGACCAACCAGACACAGUCCAUCGUUCGAAAACUUCGUGGUGCUCGCUAUGCGCAUACGCACUCGGAAGCUAUCAAGAACCUCACCGAGCUGUUGUAUUUUUCCCUGACGACGCUGAUCGGAAACCGGACUCUGGGAGAAGAGUAUUGCGACCUUGUCCAACUUGAAGAUGACACCCUACAGCUGCCGUCAGUAGCCAGGCGCGCGGGAUACAUUCUGAGCAGCAUAAUGGUGCCAUGGACACUACAGCGGAUACUGCCCGGUUUUCGACAGCGUCUACGCGCUAAACUAGAGCGUAGUAUCGCCCGACAACAACAGAAGGCGCAACAGACAAAAGGAGCAACUGAAUUUGCUUCAAACGGCAAACCAAGGAAGCAGUCAUUAUUCACGAAACUACGUAUCCAGAAGUACAUCUUGGAGCAUCUCGAUUCCAUCACAUCCUUAUCGCCAAUUUAUGCACUCAGCAUUGCAACUUUCUACUUCACAGGCUCUUAUUAUCACCUGUCGAAACGGGUUUGGGGGCUUCGUUACGUCUUUACGAAGAAACUAGAGCAAAACGAGCAGCGCGUCGGCUAUGAGGUACUGGGAGUACUACUUGUUCUGCAAAUAGCAGUCCAAAGUAUUCUUCACGUCCAAAAAGUUACUACGAGUGCAGGCCAAGAGACCUCAGACUCGCUUUCCGAUUCUCCGGGGCCCCGCGGCCAAGAAGAUACUCUAGUACGCUCGAUUGAGAACCCAUCCACGCUCCCUCUUCUUCCUGCUUCUAGCGCUCGAUAUGAUCUCUCAGAGGACCCUGACGCCAUCCCUUGGAUUCCCACCGGACAACAACGCAAGUGUACUCUCUGCUUGGAGUCCUUUAAGGAUCCAAGUGUCACGACCUGUGGGCAUGUGUUUUGCUGGACAUGUAUUUGUGACUGGGUUCGCGAGAAACCCGAAUGCCCUCUUUGUCGACAAGAAGUCCUCGCUUCUAAGGUGCUGCCCUUGAGAGGCUGA
This is a messenger RNA of Aspergillus calidoustus, 1125 nucleotides long. The record is from the annotation of a GenBank genome assembly. Lineage: Eukaryota; Fungi; Ascomycota; Eurotiomycetes; Eurotiales; Aspergillaceae.